UUGCAGAGGCCGAGCCGCUGCCCCCCGCCUCGGGGCUGCGCUGCUGGGGCUGGGACGGCCCCGGGACCCCCAGGGGCGACCCCCAAGUGGUGACCUGCGGGGGGGGCCUGACCCACUGCGGCCUGGCCUGGAGCUACGGCCCCUCGGGUGAGCCUUGGCUGCUCCGUGGCUGUGUCACCCCCAGCUGGUGCCAGACCCCCCUGGGGCUGGGGGCGAUGUGGGGCAGCCCCAUAGCAACCCCUCCGCCCCCCACGUCCCCCCCCGGCCCCACAACUGCCCCCCGGCCCCACAGCGACGCCCCCGGCCCCAUAGCGCCCCCCACCUGCUGCCAGGGCUCCUUCUGCAACCGGCUGCCCGGGGACCCCCCCGCGCCCUCCUCUGCCCCACGGCUGCCCCCUGGCUGCCGCCAGCUGCUACUGCUGCCCCUCGUCGCCCUCCGGCUGUGGGGCUGA
Molecule: messenger RNA, 452 nt
Organism: Dryobates pubescens (Downy woodpecker)
Lineage: Eukaryota; Metazoa; Chordata; Aves; Piciformes; Picidae
Product: forkhead box protein L2-like
Exons: 2
Coding region: 216-452 (78 amino acids)
Source: RefSeq, a predicted model, not a curated record